UGUUACUAUCCUUACCUUCAAAUUCUCAUAUACACUUAUUUUUUAAAAUGGAGGUAGAUCUCUUUCAAAAGAAUUUUCUCACUUAUAGUACAAUCUCUUGUACCAUAUCCACCCAAAUAGGACUAGAUGACUCAAAAGUGGAGCUCUCUUCUUUGGAGCCUGGAUCUGAGCCAAACACAGAGAAACCAAAUUUGAGAUAUAGGUUCAUAAAUACAGAAUAUAAGGCUACUAAUAGUUAAUAAGUUUGGCCGAAUUUAGUACGUAAGCCCCUCGCCUUUACAAAGGCAAUUAGAGCACGUAAGUUAUUUGCCUGCUACUCAAGCUAAGAAAGGAAUUAGCCCGCCUCGCCACAAUGAAUUGUUGCUCUGGGAUUUACAUACUUUAUUUAGUAAUAAAGCCAAGUAUUAAAUUAGAUAAACAGUCAAAAAGUGUUUAUCAGUAGAUUCCUGUUCCUAACUCCUUAGAUCUCACUAAAACCACCAACUGCUUAUUUCCCAGGAUCAAUCUGGCAACCUUCAGAUAGACACGAACAAAGAGCAAACAGCACUAAAUCCGACAAUAGAGUCCAUAUUUACCACCUCCGCUCCUAUUAAC
Molecule: messenger RNA, 594 nt
Organism: Moneuplotes crassus
Lineage: Eukaryota; Ciliophora; Spirotrichea; Euplotida; Euplotidae
Source: the annotation of a GenBank genome assembly